AUGGCCAGACUAAUUCGAGUUUUACUCACUACUCUUUCGAUUCAGGCAGUCUCUUGUGGAUGGUUCAGUCCUGUUUACAAGGACUUUUUCAGCGUACCGAUGCCAAUAGCAUCUGUAAAGAAGCCAAAGUUCACAUUCACGAAUAACCACACCGGCGGCAUUGUCAAUUACUAUGAGAUAGAUAUCAAACCGGUAGAGAUUCAGAUCUACCCUCCACCAAUGAAGAAGGCCCGCUUUGUUGGCUACGACGGUGAGAUUCCAGGCCCCACGUUCAUCCAGAACAAGGGCGAAGAAGCCGUCAUUCGAUUCAUUAAUCACGGGGACCGAUCAAGCGCUAUUCACCUUCACGGCUCUUACAGCCGCGCUCCAUUCGAUGGUUAUGCAGACGACAUCACAGGCUUCGAUCAAUAUAAAGACUACUACUAUCCCAAUGGACAGAAUGGCCGCACCCUCUGGUAUCAUGAUCAUGCUGUAGAUCAUACUGCCGAAAAUGCUUACUAUGGCCAGGCAGGCUUCUAUAUCCUACGUGACGACUAUGAACGCAACAUGGGUUUACCAGAUGGUAAAUACGAUGUACCCCUGGCCCUCUCUGCGAAAUACUAUAACGGUGACGGUACACUUUGGGACCCCGAGGCCAAUGGAGAGACAACCAGCGUUUAUGGAGACGUGAUUCACGUGAAUGGAGCACCUUGGCCUUACAUGAAGGUCGAGCCCAGGAAAUAUCGUUUCCGCUUGUGCAAUACAGGCAUCAGUCGAACGUUCAAGUUGUACAUGGAGCUUGAGAACAAGUCUGGAACCAAGCUACCUUUCAAAGUCAUUGGCUCUGACUGUGGUCUGCUUGAGAAAACGAUCGACACCAGCGACCUCUUCAUCUCCGUCGCCGAGCGAUGGGAGAUUGUCGUAGACUUCAGCCAAUAUGCGAACAAAAACAUUGUGUUGAGGAAUACCCCAGGAAUCGCUGCGGAUAGUGACUACGAUGGAACUGAUAGAGUUAUGCAGUUCCGUGUAGGUCCCCAGUCCUCUGUUGCUAGUACAGCAGGUAACGGAAACGUUCCGAGUGCUUUGCGAUCGGUGCCCUACCCGCCCAACAAAGCAGGCAUCGACCACUCUCUUGUGUUUCAGCAUGACGGAGGCCUUUGGAAUAUUAAUGGAGUAGUCUGGUCACAAGGGGUUGACGCAAGGGUUCUAGCAAAGCCUAAAAGAGGAUCAAUCGAAGUCUGGGAGCUGAUCAACAAGAGUGGUGGCUGGAGUCACCCAAUCCACAUACAUCUGAUAGACUUCCAGAUUAUCUCCAGGACCGGUGGCUCUCGAGGUGUGCAACCCUAUGAACAGGUUGCUCUGAAGGACGUCGUUUGGCUCGGACCCAACGAACGAGUCCUAGUAAUUGCACGUUACUCUCCGUGGGAUGGUGUGUAUAUGUUUCACUGUCACAAUCUGAUACACGAGGACCAUGAGAUGUUGGCUAUGUUUAACGUAACAGCGCUUUCUGAUUUCAAUUACACUGAAACAACUCACUUCAUCGACCCCAUGGAGCCACGAUACCUCGCAAAGCCCUGCAAACUAGGCGAGUACAAAGAUACAGCAACAUGGGGUAAUGGCGAGUUCUCACUUGAAGGCGUCAAGCAAAAGUUGCAAUGGUUUGUGGACCUCGAUGCUUACAAAGAUAUGGACAAAAUCGAGUUGGCGCUCGAGGAGUACUGGAGUCGAACAAGUCUUGUGCACACCUCGUUCAGUACCUCAGCGAUGGGGUCUACGCCCUCGCCAAUAUCUACACCGCCAUCAGCACCAACGACUUUGGCUACUCUGGCGAGCUCAUCAAGCAAGCUAGUGGCCUCUGCUGCAGCAACAUGUACGAAGAAGGGCAAUGGUAAAUGUUAA
This is a messenger RNA of Boeremia exigua, 1878 nucleotides long. Its product is annotated as Cupredoxin. The record is from RefSeq and is a predicted model, not a curated record. The coding region runs from base 1 to 1878 and encodes 625 amino acids. NCBI's taxonomy places the organism in Eukaryota, Fungi, Ascomycota, Dothideomycetes, Pleosporales, Didymellaceae. The transcript has 4 exons. Gene Ontology annotation, molecular function: oxidoreductase activity; copper ion binding.